This is a messenger RNA of Chaetomium fimeti, 1674 nucleotides long. Its product is annotated as phosphotransferase enzyme family-domain-containing protein. NCBI's taxonomy places the organism in Eukaryota, Fungi, Ascomycota, Sordariomycetes, Sordariales, Chaetomiaceae. The record is from RefSeq and is a predicted model, not a curated record. The transcript has 2 exons. Bases 254 to 1666 code for a protein of 470 amino acids.
UUGUUGCCGUUUGAUAAUCCACGGUGCGACGCCCACCCCCCAUUGGCGGUACAGAUUACCGGCAACACUGUCAACGGGAUUCAGGCUGCUUCUCUGUUGUUUUGCUUCAAUGUUACGAUGAAAACGAACGCGAUGCAUCUUGUUUAAGAGUUGAGACGCGCCGGUCAGAUGCAUGUGAUGGGCGGCCGAUUGUGAGCACAAAAUACUGAGAUAAAGCCAGGGACACGAUAACCAACUCAACCCGCCUGAAGCCAUGCGGGACGCGAGCCGCGAGGGAUUGGCCUGGGAGGACAACGGCCUGGGCCCGGAGCCGCGAUGGACGCGAGACCCUCACAUCCGGGCUGUCGAGCGCGUCUGUUGUCGACAUCUAGGCAUGUCCCUCCGUGACAUUAAGUCGGAGGAGGAAGAGGCGGGCGGUCCCGUUUCCUUCCAUAUAGAUGGCGCCUUCAACAAGCUUUAUCAGGUCAAAUCACCCCGGGGCCACUUCAUGAUGCGGGUAUCGUUGCCUGUCGACCCUCAAACCAAGACCCGUGGCGAGGCCGCAACCCUCCAGCUCGUCCGCCGCAAAACCGACAUCCCAGUGCCGGAGCUUGUGGCCUUUGACGACUCCCGAAGCAAUGAGAUUGGCUACGAGUGGCUCCUCAUGGGCAAGAUGCCCGGGGUGCCGGUCUACUAUCGCUGGCGGAAGAUGUCGAUGGCACAAAAGGAAGCCCUGACCAUCAGGACGGCCAACUUCCAAGCACAGCUGUUCCGGUGCGGCAACUUUGGGGAGGGCUUCAGGAGCAUCGGGACGCUAGGAACCAGCGCCAACUCGGACCACGGCGUCCCAGAGCCCGGGCCCAUCGUGUCAAGCUUCUUUUUCUCGGGGCAGCGAUACCAUUACCCGAUUCCGCGGGGACCCUUCAGCUCCAGCCACGACUGGAUCCGGGCCCAGCUGAAUAUCAUUAUCAAGGAGCACACCACUGCGCUCGGCGAGGCGAAAACCGAGCUCGACAAGGACUAUGCCGAGAGUGCGUUGCGGGUGGCUCGGAAGCUCCUGCGUAUGCUACACAAGAUUUUCCCUGCCAUCGUUCAUCCCCCCGAACGGACCGUCAUUUGGCACGACGACUUGUCGCUCCGGAACAUACUGGUGGACUCCAACGGUAGAGUCACGGCCGUCAUCGGGUGGGAAUGCGCCUCGGUAAUGCCGCGGUGGGUGGCCUCACAAGUCCCCGAGUUCCUGCGAGGCACCGUGAGGGAGGCCAAGCCCGACCGCAACUGCUACACAGACGUCAACAACGGGGGCAGCGAGGUAUCCGGCGGCGACGAUCCCGAUGACGGGCUCGACAACGAAGGAAAGACGGAGCUGUACUGGAUCCACCUAAUGGAGUACGAGCAGACCCAGCUUCGCAAGGUGUACGCGGCGCGCAUGCGGCAGCUCAGGCCGGACUGGGAUAUGGAGGUGGAGGAGGGCGCACUGAGGGUCGACUUCCUGAAUGCCGUGUCGCGAUGCGGUGCCGGGUUUUAUCUUCGACGCAUCGAGCAAUGGGUGGACGCGAUCGAGCGCAAGGAUUAUCUGCCCCUGAGGGAGGUGCUCAGGGUUGGCAUCAAGAAGGAAACUGGGGGCAGCGCGGGCUCGAAACCUACAACAGCAGGGACUUUUACUGUGAUAAGCAGAUUGUCAUGAGGAUCUAA